AAAAAUCACGCAAGCAUGCCAAGUCACUUUUUGUUUAUUAAAGUAAGUUACUUUAUCUUUAUUGUACAGUUGAAGUCACUGCUGGCUGACUCUGAAAGAACAAAGCUAAUAAGGAAACUUAGUGAUGCUAAUCAAUACAACAGGUUCCUGAAACGCCAGUUGCAAACAAGGGAUGAUGCUCUAGCAAAUUUCAAAGGUGAACUUGCUGUCCUGGAACUUGAAAUUCAGGCCCUGGUUGGCUUGGCAGAAGAGGUAGCUAAUUCUGGCGUGCAGGCUCGUUCAAGAAAGAUUAAUGGAAAAUACAUUCAAUCCCAUCUGCUCUUCAGAUUAGAAGCUGUCCAUAGAAAAUUGAAGGAGCAGAUAAAGGAUGCUGAAUCUCUGAAGUUUGAAGAAGUUACUAUUUUCUGGAUUGGGAUGGCGGAGAGCGUGCAAGUGAUGGGAUCCUUUGACGGAUGGAGUCAAGGAGAGGAGAUGUCACCAGAGUAUUCUGGAUAUUAUGCCAAAUUUUCCACUACUCUCAAACUUAGGCCUGGAAGAUAUGAGAUCAAGUUCGUGGUAGAUGGAGAAUGGAAGCUAUCUCCAGAGUUCCCUAUUGUAGGUGAGGGUAUGACGGAGAACAAUUUGUUAAUUGUAAAAUAAGCCCAAGGCUUAAAACAUACAUAUUUACUGUACAUGAUGA
Asparagus officinalis (garden asparagus) is the source of this 679-nucleotide messenger RNA. RefSeq names its product protein PTST, chloroplastic. The record is from RefSeq and is a predicted model, not a curated record. Lineage: Eukaryota; Viridiplantae; Streptophyta; Magnoliopsida; Asparagales; Asparagaceae. Bases 16 to 639 code for a protein of 207 amino acids. The transcript has 6 exons.